Messenger RNA from Penaeus vannamei (Pacific white shrimp), 3501 nucleotides. NCBI's taxonomy places the organism in Eukaryota, Metazoa, Arthropoda, Malacostraca, Decapoda, Penaeidae. The record is from RefSeq and is a predicted model, not a curated record.
CUGCUGUACUGUGCCUGGUGCUGUGAAGGAGUCCAUCCAUACUGCCUAGAGGAUGGGGAGGGACCAGAGUCGGAAGUGGAGGAGGCUUUUUGGAUUUGCCGCAGGUGUGCUGUGUGUCAUGUGUGUGGAGCCCCUGGGGCAGACUCGCUCCUUCGAUGCUCAGACUGUCGCAACUACUACCACAUGGAGUGCCUUGGACCGUCAGCACACAGCACCUGCCAACCCCCUCCAGACCGCCCCUGGGAGGCAGAAUCCAUGGCGCUGCUUGCCGAGUCUUGGCCGAAGCAGUUGGCAAUAUUUGAUGCUGGUGGGGAUGAGACGAGCGAUUUGAUGCGGAACAUUGAUAUAUACACCGAACUUGAUGCAUUGCGAGACUUUGACAUGGAUCCUGAUGAGGAGGAGGACUUAGAACCAGACAUCUUCUUCCUCCCACUCAGUACUGAGUCAGGUGAACAGCAAACGGCUCUGUUUGAGCAUGAUGACUCCUCAGAUGAGGGGGAGCUUGAGGAUUCAUUUUGUCUUGAAGACAACAUCAUUGAGGUCUUUCGAGAUGUUGAUCUUUACAAGCCUGAACCAAGUCCAACAGCUAACAAGAAUGGCAAGGAAGUAGCAUCCAUGAAAGAAGAUGAAUACCUCUACUUAGGCUAUAAGAAGAUUAGUGAGUAUUCUUCCAACAGAAUUGAAACAUCGUAUUUCAGACUGUUGCAGAUUAUUCACAAUGAACUCUUUGACACACUAGGAUACCCUACUUGGCGGGAUAUGUUGAAAGAUGGACUGGUCAUGGAGAGACCAACUGGUUCAGGGUCUGGUUCAGACACUGAGACUGCCUCGGAAGGUGAAGAGGACAGUGAAGACAGUGACCUGGACUGGGAUGAAGUUCUAGAGAUCCGGCGCCAUGAGGCUGUGCAGGAGCUAAAGGAGAGAGAAGACAAACGGCGGGAGCAAGAACGACGACAGAGGGAAAUAGAAAGGGAAAAGGCCCGUGUUGAGAAGCUGAAGGAGCUUGAGAGAGAAGCCAAGGAGGCAGCCCAGAACAAAGAGAAAGAUACUUUCACACCAAAGAUGAAGAUUUUAGGCUCAGAUGUAACUGCUAGCGUGCAGGACCUAGCUAAGAAGCCACUAUUUAAGAAGAAAAGGAAGUGUGGACGUCCACCAGGGUCAAGCAACAAGGCAAAAUAUGGUGAUGAGGAUUUUGUUGUAUAUGAUAUUCAUGAUGACAAAUUCCUUUGUGAAGGUGACCAGAGCAGUACCCCAAGGAGAAAAAGGCUGAGACAACCAAGAAGUUGGGAAGAAUUUGAUGAACUGUUUGCUCAGAUAGGACUGGUGACAGAUGCCACAGCAGAGGAGAAUAAGGAGGAAGUUAGAAUACGGAAGAGAAGGAUUGUACAUACUGACAAUGGCAUCUUUGGCUCAAGGCAAGAGAGAGUUAAGAUGAAAGCCAAAAGACAGAAAUUAGAUUUGGGAAAGAGCAAGAAGUUCAAGGCUUUGAAAAGAAUGGGAAAGUUUGAUAUAACUCAGAAAUGCAAAGACAGUAUCAGUAGCAGAAUUAAGAAAGUUGGGAGGCCUCCAAAAAUCAAAACUGACAAAAGGCAAAAAAAUGAUGAGAUAAGUGAACAAGAAGUUAAAACUAAAAGGAAGAAGCUGUCUGAAAUCAAAGACUUUGAAGUUUCAGAUGCAAGGCCUGAUGGGAUGGGGCUGAUGGCAUCAUCAUCUGAAGCAAAAGGGAGCAUCCUAGCUAGGCAACCAAAUGGCAUGAGUAAAGAGGUUUGGGGUAUACCAAAUCCCAUGGCAUUACCUGAAAACAAGCAUGAUAUGAAAAACUUGUCAAUCCAUCAUGUGUCUCCUGUACAGAACUACUGUGAUAAUAAUACCAAUUCAGAGAAUGCUUCAGACAGAGAAAGUUUAGUGAAACAGGUUGGCUGUCUGGCUGAGGGUGGGUCGAAUAGUGGCAAAGAGAUCAGCGGUAGAAAAUCCAUCGUAAAAGGAGAGAAUUCCAGCGAGUUUACCACACUUGCUGUUAAUCAGAGUGAAGAGAUACCUCGUCCAGAGGAAGAAAACAGUGACAAAGAGAACCUUCCAAGUGUUGGCACAGAGACAAAAGUAAAAGAUAGCGAAGCUGUGAUAUCUCAGAAAAAACACGUUAAUGGCCUUGAAGAAGAAGGAACUUCAGCACAUAGUCAGUCUGCUGAAGAUAGUGAUGAAGAGGCCAAGUCUGAGAGAAGUGAAGUUAAAUGCCUUGACCUAGGGGGUGUGAAUCUCCCUAAGUUACCUGAAAAGAGAUCAAGGAGGUCUGUGGGCCGUGCCUCAGAGCUAGCUAGUCAGAGAAAAGCAAUGAUGGAUUUCUGAUAUUAGUUGGCAUAGUGGACUAUUGUGCUAUCUUAUUGUGAAAUGACUUUUUUGUAAAUAUCAAUUAUUUAUGUUACUUUGCUUCACAUGAUCAGUGAUUAGUACUUUGAUUAGAUGCAUUGUGCAGAGUGGAUAGUGAUGUUCAAAUUAUGACAGAAAAAUGUUAGAUACUUACUGGAAACCAAUUAGUAAAGUAGAAAUUGCAUAUAUAUUUACAAAAUUUGAAUAUGUCAUGUGUAGGGAAGUCCUGUGUAUAAUUUUGUGUAUUUAUUUAUGUGCCAAUAUUUCUUUUAAAUUUAAGGAAGAAUGAUAUUCUCAGGGACUGUAACUUCUUUCUAUAAUAACAGUGGACUAGUCUCCAAGUAGCCAUUUGAAUUGCGUAUUAUGGUAACUACUUAUCCUACCUAGAAUAUACAUAUUUUUUUUUUUUAACUAUAUUUAACAAAAGUUGUCAUUUAUUCAACUUUUUUUUGCAAUUGAAAGUUUUAAUUUCAUUGAAGCAGAGACAACAUAUUAUUAUGUAGGCCAAGUAAUAAGAUAUUUCUUUUCUUCUCUCAGUGGUUACCCUUUUUUUUCUUUCUUUCUUUAUAAGUUCUGAGAUAAAAGAUUUCAGUGAUUUUUCUAAGAGACAAGUUUCACAAUAUACCCACUUUUCUAUGAGUUGCCUUCAUUGGAAAGUAGGAUCUGUUUCUUCAUGUUUUUACAAAUGUAAAAAACAAAACAAAAAAACUAUGGAGUAUGAAUAAUUCUACAAUCUAAGAUUAGAUUGAUAUGUUGAUAUUGUGUGUGAAUGAGUGAGUCCAUGCUUGCUUGUGUGGAUGAGUUCUUGUAUGUGUGCUUGUGUGGAUGAGUGCAUGUGUGCAUGCACAGGUGAAAGAGUUGAGUGUGUGCUUGCUUACACAGGUGAGUGACUGCAUGUGUACAUGCUGAGGAAAGUGAGUGCGUGUUUGUAGGCUUGCAUGCGUGAGUGCGUGUUUGUAGGCUUGCAUGCGUGAGUGCGUGUAUGUAGGCUUGCAUGCGUGAGUGCAUGUUUGUAGGCUUGCAUGCGUGAGUGCGUAUGAGUGUGAGUGAUUGAGUGAGUGCGUUUGCUUGCAUUGUGUGUGUGUAUGUGUGCGUGUGCAUCUGUGUAUAUAUGUAUGUGUGUAUGUGUGUAAG